AUGUGGCCAUAUCGGGCCCCGUUCUGGGUCCACCAAGAGCAGUUGGUGUCCACUCCUCCUCCUCCUCCUCCUCCUCGGCCUCCGGGGUCAGUGAGACUCCGAGGAGGCAAGAACAAAUACGAAGGGACCGUCGAAGUAUAUUCCAACAAAGUUUGGGGCACCAUCUGCAGCAGCCAGUGGGAUGAUAACGGCGCAGCCGUCGUGUGUCGCCAACUGCAGCUUGGAGAAAGAGGCAUAGCCAAGCAAACACCACUUUCAGGAUUGGGCCUUAUCCCGAUUUCCUGGAGCAGUGUCCGUUGCCGUGGGGAUGAAGAAAAUAUACUGCUCUGUGAAAAAGACGUCUGGCAGGAUGGGACAUGUCCUCAGAAAAUGGCAGCCGCUGUCACAUGUAACUUCUCCGGGGGCCCUGCAUUUCCUCCUGUGCGACUGGUUGGUGGGAGAAGUUCUCACGAAGGCAGAGUAGAAGUCUACCACGGCGGACAGUGGGGGACUGUCUGUGACGACCAGUGGGACGAUGCUGACGCCGAAGUGAUCUGUAGGCAGCUCAGCCUAGGUGGCGUUGCCAAGGCAUGGAGCCAGGCAUACUUUGGAGAAGGCUCUGGCCCGGUGCUCUUGGAUGAAGUCCGCUGUACUGGAAAUGAGCUUUCUAUAGAACAGUGCUCCAAGAGUUCCUGGGGAGAACACAACUGUGGUCACAAGGAAGAUGCUGGUGUGUCCUGCACCCCUCUGACAGAUGGUGCCAUCAGACUAGCAGGUGGGAAAGGCAGUCAUGAGGGACGCUUGGAGGUGCGUUACAGCGGACAGUGGGGCACGGUCUGUGAUGACGGGUGGACCGAGCUGAAUACACAGGUGGUUUGUCGGCAGCUGGGAUUUAAGUUUGGCAAACUUGUGCCAGAAAGUCGCUUUGAAGAAAGCACGGGGCCCAUCUUGUUGGAUGACGUCAGCUGCUCAGGAAAAGAGUCGUCUUUCCUUCAGUGUUCCAGGCGCGAAUGGGGUAAACACGACUGCAGCCAUCGGGAAGAUAUCGGAAUGACUUGUCACCCAGACAAUGACGUUCAUAGACUUUCCCUGGGUCUUCCUAUCAGGCUGAUGGAUGGAGAAAAUAAGAAAGAAGGACGAGUGGAGAUUUUUAUCAAUGGCCAGUGGGGCACAAUUUGUGAUGAUGGAUGGACUGAUAAGGACGCAGCUGUGGUCUGCCGACAACUCGGCUACAAGGGCCCAUCCAGAGCGAGAACCAUGGCGUAUUUUGGGGAGGGAAAAGGACCCAUCCACGUGGAUAACGUCAAGUGCGCAGGAAACGAGAGGUCUCUGGCCGACUGUAUCAAACAAGAUAUUGGGAAGCACAACUGUCGUCACAGUGAGGAUGCAGGGGUCAUCUGUGACUAUUUUGGCAAGAAGGCUUUGGGGAACAGCAAUACAGAUUCCCUUUCAUCUGUUUGCGGUUUGAGGUUACUGCAACGUCGGCAAAAGAGGAUCAUUGGUGGGAAAAAUUCCCUGAGAGGCGGCUGGCCUUGGCAAGUGGCUCUGCGGCUGAAAUCGUCCCACGGAGACGGCCGGCUUCUGUGUGGAGCCACGCUGCUCAGCAGCUGCUGGGUGCUCACUGCAGCGCACUGCUUCAAGAGGUAUGGCGACAACACUCGAAACUAUGCGGUGCGAGUGGGAGAUUAUCAUACGUUGGUGCCAGAGGAGUACGAAGAGGAAAUAGGAGUCCGGCAGAUCGUGAUUCACCGAGAUUACCGCCCGGACAGCAGCGACUACGACAUUGCGUUGGUUAGGUUGCAAGGACCAGAGGAGCGGUGUGCCAGGUUCAGCACGCACGUUUUGCCUGCCUGCUUGCCGCUCAGGCGUGAGAGGCCCCAGAAAACAGCCCCUAAUUGUUAUGUAACAGGGUGGGGCGACACAGGUCGAGCGUACUCAAGAACCCUACAACAAGCCGCCAUCCCCUUACUCCCCAAGAGGGUCUGCGAGGAGCGUUACAAGAGCCGCUUUACGGGGAGGAUGCUCUGUGCCGGAAGCCUCCUGGAACAGAAACGCGUGGACAGCUGCCAGGGGGACAGCGGAGGACCGCUCAUGUGCGAGAGGCCCGGUGAGAGUUGGGUCGUGUACGGGGUCACCUCCUGGGGUUACGGCUGCGGAAUCAAAGAUUCUCCAGGGGUCUACACCAAAGUGUCAGCGUUUGUAGCCUGGAUAAAAAACAUGACCAAGCUGUGAGAAACUUCGACUGGGUGCCGGGAGAGAUGACAGUAUUUAAACUGGAGAAGCUUGAACCGCAAGCGGGGCACAGCCGGGGCCUUCGGUGUGACAAGCGGACACUUUUUUUUUAGUUUUCUAGAAGAGGGAAAGUCAAAUCUGAUGUAUUCAUAUUGUUGCUUUUUUUAUACUUUCUACCACUGUGCAUUUAUCCCAAAGCUGGUAUUCUAAAAGCAGAUGUUGGGGUAGCUACAGUCUCCCACCGAGCGUCCCUACUCGAGCAAAACGUUGGCUUUUGAAAGGCUACAAAACCAUCCCCUAUUUUCAGUACCUGCACUUUUUCGGGUCCAACCUGAAACACGAGGGUUGAAAAAUAGGAUAUAGCCUACGACGUGAACUUUAGUUUUCUUCUCUAGAGUGCUAGCUCAUUGGGAGCAAGGAAAUGUUUGAUGUUAUUUUCUCCCAAGCGCUUAGUUCAGUGCUCUGCACAAAGUAAGCACUCAAUAAUCCUAUGAAAGUGAGACUGGGACGUCCCUUACUCCGAUUGUGGGGCCAGAUAGGCAAGCCGGAUCUAUCGAUGGGUAUUUGAGUACUUAAUGUAGCAUCCUGAAUGAGUAAAAUAUAAGGAUCGGUAAACCCGACCCACUCCCAGCCUGACAGAACACCUGGGAAGCAAAACCGAAAUUCUGUCAGCCAUGCAUACUGACAACAGGAUUGCUGGGCAGGAUUGUGGGUAGACCACAGCUGCACAAAGCCAAUUAAACAUCCGGACACACCUCCAUCCAAGAAUUGGGGCCUAUGACCCACUUCUCUCCAUCCUCAUUUACAGGUGUGUAACCUUGACUAGUACUCUGCGCACAAGCACUUGAUUCACUUGAGUAAGGGAAACAUUCAAGGGGCUAAAUCCUCCCAAAAUUCAAACACUUGCCCCUUCGUGUGCUUCAGUGUUCGGCUGUAUGGUGCAGUACGUUGUUUUAUGGCCCGUGUCCUAUGUGAAUGCCCUGCUAGUCAAUAUUAAUUUUUUCAAGGGGAGAUCAAAGUUAAUUGUAGUACCUUUACAGAAAGCCGGUGGCUCCAAUGCUGAUAGCAUAUAACGUGACAAAGUAUCUCCUGAGAUCAGAAAACCUUAAGAUGUGCCGACUUAGAAAAGCCGCCCGGAGCAAACCCUUUCUAGGCACUGCACAUUAGUCGCUUCGCCAUCUUCCCUGCUUCCCUGCCCAAUUCAGUGCUUAUUGUAGAUAACAUACGUAUUAGCUGCAAUCGUCUAAUGUAUAUGUAAAGUGAAAAUAAUAAAGUUGACGAUAUCUGUGAAGUCC
This is a messenger RNA of Ornithorhynchus anatinus (platypus), 3506 nucleotides long. RefSeq names its product serine protease 12 (gene PRSS12). Gene Ontology annotation, molecular function: serine-type endopeptidase activity. Lineage: Eukaryota; Metazoa; Chordata; Mammalia; Monotremata; Ornithorhynchidae. The record is from RefSeq and is a predicted model, not a curated record. The coding region runs from base 1 to 2211 and encodes 736 amino acids. Gene Ontology annotation, cellular component: membrane. Gene Ontology annotation, biological process: proteolysis. The transcript has 14 exons.